This is a messenger RNA of Chinchilla lanigera (long-tailed chinchilla), 238 nucleotides long. RefSeq names its product cathelin-like. Lineage: Eukaryota; Metazoa; Chordata; Mammalia; Rodentia; Chinchillidae. Gene Ontology annotation, cellular component: extracellular region. Gene Ontology annotation, biological process: defense response to Gram-positive bacterium; defense response to Gram-negative bacterium; innate immune response. Gene Ontology annotation, molecular function: lipopolysaccharide binding. The record is from RefSeq and is a predicted model, not a curated record.
CUGGUGAAGCGGUGCUCUGGGACGGUCACCCUGGACCCGGCCAGCAGCGCCUCUGACGUCAGCUGUACCGGGGGGCAGCGUUUCAGCAGCGUGGCAUGGCUGCGUAGGCUCCUCCAAAAAGGGGGGCAGAAGCUGGGGGAAAAGUUUGAGCAAUUUGGCCAGAGAAUCAAGGAUUUUUUUCAGAGCCGCAAACCUGGAUCGGAGCAGGAGAAAUAAAGCGUGACUCAAGUUCCCGAGG